Molecule: messenger RNA, 1840 nt
Organism: Sinocyclocheilus rhinocerous
Lineage: Eukaryota; Metazoa; Chordata; Actinopteri; Cypriniformes; Cyprinidae
Product: regulator of G-protein signaling 6-like
Exons: 18
Coding region: 242-1705 (487 amino acids)
Biological process (GO): intracellular signal transduction; regulation of G protein-coupled receptor signaling pathway; positive regulation of GTPase activity
Cellular component (GO): neuron projection; cytoplasm
Molecular function (GO): GTPase activator activity
Source: RefSeq, a predicted model, not a curated record
CCAGUGUGCGCAAGAGACGGAGAGAGUGGAAGGAGCUCACUGCCUUCCACAGCUGCACAGAUCCUUGGAGUCUCUUCAUCAUCCCCCCCACCAACACCCCAUCAUCAUCAUCACAGUCUUUUCAAGCCAGUUAGAUCAUGAACCUGCUCUUUUCUGGUUGCUAAGGAGGGGAAAUCGAGCUCCGAGGAGUGGACGAGGCGGUACUUACUAAGAGACAGAAAUAGAGAUCAAGAGACCAAGCAUGGCCCAGGCCUCUCAGGACCAAGGUGCAGUGGGCGUGGCCGACCCAGAUGAGGACUCACCCAACAUGAUUGCUUACAGGAAGAUUGAGGACAUUAUCACACGCCUCCGAGAUGAAACUGAAGGUGUGCCUGUCAGAACGGUCAAGAGCUUCCUGUCCAAGAUUCCCAGCGUUGUUACAGGUUCUGACAUUGUUCAGUGGAUGAUGAAGAACCUCAUCAUAGAUGAUCCUGCGGAGGCCAUACACAUCGGCAGCCUGAUCGCCGCCCAAGGCUACAUAUUCCCCAUCUCUGAUCAUGUUCUUACCCUCAAGGAUGAUGGAACGUUAUACCGCUUUCAGGCUCCAUACUUUUGGCCCUCUAAUUGCUGGGAGCCAGAGAACACAGACUACGCCAUCUAUCUGUGCAAGCGGACCAUGCAGAACAAGACCCGGCUGGAGCUGGCGGACUAUGAGGCGGAGAAUCUAGCGAGACUACAGAGGGCUUUUGCCAGGAAGUGGGAGUUCAUCUUCAUGCAGGCUGAGGCACAGGUCAAGAUCGACAGGAAAAAAGACAAAACGGAGAGAAAGAUUCUGGAUAGUCAAGAGAGAGCCUUCUGGGAUGUUCACCGUCCCGUGCCUGGGUGUGUCAACACCACAGAGAUGGACAUCAGGAAGUGCCGUCGCCUGAAGAAUCCUCAAAGGGUGAAAAAGUCAGUGUAUGGGGUAGUGGAUGACACACAGACUCAGAGUCCUGUACACACACCCUCCCAGCAGAGCAGCAAGGACACCAGAGAGGACGUAGAGAAAAAUGCAGAUAGAAGCUUAUCAUUCCAAGGUGAUGAUUUAUUGCAAUCGAGUAACUGGCAAUUGAUGAGCUACACAGAGCAGUAUCUUGACUAUGACCCCUUUGUGACAGUACCAGAGCCCGCUAACCCCUGGAUCAGUGAUGAUGUCACAUUCUGGGAGCUAGAGGCCAGUAAGGACCCGAGUCAACAGCGAGUAAAGAAGUGGGGCUUCUCGUUGGAUGAGGCUUUAAAGGACCCAGUGGGCCGUGAGCAGUUUCUUAAAUUCCUGGAGUUCGAAUUCAGCUCCGAGAACCUGCUGUUCUGGUUGGCUGUGCAGGAUCUGAAGUGCCGCCCCCUGCAGGAAGUGGCGGCUCGCGCUCAGGAGAUCUGGCAAGAGUUUCUUGCUGAGGGAGCUCCCAGUGCCAUCAAUCUGGACUCACACAGCUACGAGCGCACCAGUCAGAAUCUAAAAGACCCGGGCCGCUACAGCUUUGAAGAUGCCCAGGACCACAUCUACAAGCUGAUGAAGAGUGACAGCUACCCUCGUUUCCUGCGCUCCAAUGCUUACCAGGACCUCCUGCUGGCCAGAAAGAAGCCUGAGACUGAGCAAGGCCGCCGCACAUCCCUGGAGAAAUUCACUCGCAGUGUGGGCAAGUCUUUGACAAGUAAACGACUGACAGGCCUCAUGCAGUCCUCCUGACGAGUCCUGCUGUUUGCAGUUUGUUGAGGUGGAAGGAUUGUGGCCAUGACGGACCACAUGUAUGGACCACCCUCUCUCCAAAACCCACCCAAACACCGCACAGCUACCGACUCUAGAUGGCAGCAUGCAAUAAGU